AUGGCUAUCGGCAGCCAGUCGAACAUGUGCUGCGUUGAGCGGGCGACUCAUUCAACCACAAACACAACGGGAAAAUGUAUUUUGGCUGCAGUUCCGGCAACAUUGCCCACAAAAGUCCCGGUGACGAUUGGAGUGAUUCGGAGGGAUCGCGGGGUCGACCGAAUUUACGCUGAUGGCACUCCUCUUUACAGUACCUCAAUUUCUUUUCAGAAAGCGAGUACUCAGCCUCACCGUGCACCGUGCUCAAUCCAACCAAUCUUCAAUGGUAUUCCACUCCAUGCAAUGACACUCAUCCAUUUGUUUGCCAAUUCCUCGGAUCUCUCCACUAUGCUGUGUCCGACCGGAUGGAGCUGGAAUGAUUUCACACAAAAUUGCUACUAUAUACAGAACAUUGUUACCUCAAAUCAUGCUCUCUACGUGAAUCAGAGUGAUGCGGAGGCAAUCUGCGCUCAAAUGGGUGCUCAUCUUGCAUCGAUUCACACACAACGAGAAAAUAUCUGGAUUAGAAAUUUCAUCGCAACAUAUGGUGGAGUGGACUGUGGACAGGGUGGACAAGCACUCAUUGGUGCAUCGUGUAAAGACGGGAAAAAGACGUGGAGCGAUGGGACAACUUUCGACUACGAUCUCACAAAUGGAAAUUGCACUGAUGCGUAUACGGAAAAUCUUUUUCCAGCUCUUUCUGGUACUCAAACGACAGCUUUGAUUGGAGUGGUGAACAAAAAUAAUCAAUCGCGAAUCAAUGCUGAUGGUACUUUGCUGAACUAUUGGCGUUUUGCUUCUGCGGAUGAAUACUCGAAGCCCGAUGGGUGCACCGUUCUCAACUUCACCGAUUUCAAUUGGUAUUCGGCUAGUUGUGCCACAUCGAAUCCAUUCAUCUGUGCAUUCUCUGAUCAAGGAGGAGCACAAUGCUCAUCGGGUUGGACUUUCAACGAACUAACCGGGAAAUGUUACUACUUGCAGAACGUUUUGCAAAACGAUUCAAUCCCAAUGUAUACUCGAUCAACAGCCGAGACUAUGUGCCAAUCAAUGGGCGCUCAUUUGGCAUCGAUUCACUCGGAUGCUGAGGAUAUUUUUAUAAGAAAUCUUGCUGCAACAAGUCGAAAAGAUGAAAUGUGUGUGGAUUGGGGUGUCGUCAUUGGGGCGACGUGUAGUGAGACGGAAGGGAAAACUUGGACCGAUGGAUCGCCAUUCAACUACGAUCUCACCGAUGGGGAGUGUGUUGAGAGUUACACGAUCGUGAACGACGAGCACUGUCGGGGAAGUCUUCAGAAUAUUUGGGACAGCCAUGACAAUUUCAAAUACGCUCAUUUCGUUUGCAAAAGGGAUCCACAA
Mesorhabditis belari is the source of this 1332-nucleotide messenger RNA. The record is from the annotation of a GenBank genome assembly. Lineage: Eukaryota; Metazoa; Nematoda; Chromadorea; Rhabditida; Rhabditidae.